Molecule: messenger RNA, 3656 nt
Organism: Ctenopharyngodon idella (grass carp)
Lineage: Eukaryota; Metazoa; Chordata; Actinopteri; Cypriniformes; Xenocyprididae
Product: zinc-binding protein A33-like
Exons: 6
Coding region: 336-1670 (444 amino acids)
Molecular function (GO): zinc ion binding; protein binding
Source: RefSeq, a predicted model, not a curated record
CUCUACCCACCUCUGUUCACAUCUCCAAACACUGACAAUCAGCAACAUGAUCCCUGUUUAAACACACCCACUGAUCAGAAACUCCACCCUCUUAAAACACUUACCAGGAAGAGACUGACUUGCUAUUUCUCCUUCCUGUCAUACUAACUUUGUCUCAACAAAAGCAAAAAAGAAUCGGCUAUCAAUGAAGAACAAAGAGGAAAACUUUCAAGAAGGAUUUUUGAGAAGGAAGUUUGUUUCUGAACAGACAGCAGAUCUUUGUGGUUAUUCAUUUUUGAAACCAUCAUUCAGAAAGUGAAAGUAAAGUUUAGACUGCAGGAGCUCAAACAGUGACAAUGGCUUCACUAUCUGAAGAUGAUCUUUCUUGUCCCGUGUGUCAUGAAAUCUUCAGUGUUCCUGUUCUUCUGUCAUGUAGUCACAGUUUCUGUAAAGAGUGUCUUCAACAGUUCUGGAGAACCAGGGAAACUCGGGAGUGUCCUGUCUGCAGGAGAAGAUCCUCAAAAGGCAAUCCUCCAGUUAAUCUCGCAUUAAAGAACUUGUGUGAGUCGUUCCUGAAGGAGAGAAAUGAGAGGCGUUCAUCAGGAUCUGAGGAGAUCUGCAGUUUACACAGUGAGAAACUCAAACUCUUCUGUCUGGAGGACAAACAGCCUGUGUGUGUAGUGUGCAGAGAUUCAAAACAACACGACAAUCAUAAUUUCAGACCCAUCGGUGAAGUGGUUUCAUCAUACAAGGAGGAUCUCAAUACAGCACUGAAGUCCUUACAAGAGAAACUUAAACACAAUGAAAACAUUAAAGGAGAGUUUGAGAAAACAGUUCAACACAUCAAGUCUCAAGCUGAGCACACAGAGCGUCAGGUUAAACAGCAGUUUGAGAAGCUUCAUCAGUUUCUCAGAGAUGAAGAAGAAGCUACAAUCACUGCACUGAGGGAGGAAGAGGAGCAGAAGAAGCAGAUGAUGAAGGAGAAGCUGGAGGAGAUGAACAGACACAUCUCAGCUCUUUCACACACAAUCAAAGACAUGGAGGAGAUGAUGAAAGCCAGUGACGUCUGCUUUCUGAAGGAGUUUCCAGUCUCGAUGGAAAGAGUCCAGAGCUCACAGCCGGAUCCACAGAUGGCUUCUGGAGCUUUGAUUCAUGUGCCACGUUACUUGGGCAACCUGCUGUUCAGAGUCUGGAAGAAGAUGCAGGACAUCGUCCAAAACACUCCUGUCAUUCUGGAUCCAAACACUGCGAAUCCACAUCUCGUCCUGUCUGAUGAUCUGACCAGUGUGAGAAACAGCGGGAUCAAACAACCUCUUCCUGAUAAUCCAGAGAGAUUUGACUGUUAUGUCUGUGUUCUGGGUUCAGAGGGGUUUAACUCAGGAACACACUGCUGGGAUGUGGAGCUUAAAGAGAGUUCAGUCUGGUCUCUUGGAGUAACUACAGCAUCAAACCAGAGGAAGGGAGAUGUUUUCUUUAACACUGAUGAUGUCUGGAGAGUGACGUGUGGACAGUUUAAUCAGAAGCUUGAUCGUGUGAGAGUGAAUCUGGACUAUGACAGAGGAACGGUGUCAUUCUCUGAUCCUGUAACUAACACACAUCUUCACACACGCACAACCACCUUCACUCACACACUCUUUCCAUACUUCAGUUGUUUUGGCUCUCUGAGGAUCUUACCGGUCAAUAGUCAGUAAUCGUCACUCCUGUAGGUCUGGAUCUUCCUGCUUUCAUCAUAAAUAAAUAAAUCAUGUGAUGUUUUUGUAGAAAUUACAGUAUAAUACUGUAAAGCAGAAAUAUGUUAAACUUUUAGAAAGAAUGUGUUAAAAAUGAAACAACUUGUUCGAUUUUUACACAUUAAUGGGUGUUUAUAAUAAAUACGAUCUUAAACAGUCAGAAAGGAAAUGUCCAGCUCAGGACUAAGCAGUUCUCUUCACAAUCUUAAUAAGUAUCAUGACACAUAACCUUCAAAAUCAUUUCACUGUUACUAAACUCUGUUGGAUUGAUGAACACUGGUGGCCAAAAGUUUGAAUAUUUAAGAUUCUUAAUGUUUGUGAAAGAAGUCUCUUUGAUGCUCAAGAAACAUUUCUCAUUAUUAUCAAUAACUGUACUCCAUCUUUUCCACAGCACAGGAGUAAAAGUGAUCAUCAAAAUAGCUUUACAAAGCAAACACAAUGUUUUGGUCCACCUGACGACAUCCGAAUGUUCUCUGGAUGUAUGUGUGUCCACAAACACUAAUAUCCUCAGUUCUUCAGAGGAGAUCCCGGUUCAAACGCUACAUAAAAAUAUAAGAGAGAGAGAGCUGAGAAAGUUUCACAUGAGUGUCAAAUUAUAUUUUACCUCCAUCAUACUAUAACUUAAAAUAUAUAUUUGUAGUAACUUUUGAAUACUUACAUUUCUUUAAUUCUCUCCAAAAAUGCUAAGAUUCAUAGAGAGAAAGACUGAAGGAUGUUGAAGCAGUUUGAGACAAAUACACAAUAAGACAUGCAAGAAAUCACUAUAUUAUGAUCUUUUUCCUUCCUUCAGUAUUAACCCACCUGUGCGCUGAUAUACUGAAAUCAUAUCAGGAUCUUCAUGGUCAGGUGGGACUGCAAUGACAGAGAGUCUUCUGGAUAAUAAAAGAUCAAAAAUAAAAGUUAUUUGGUAUGAAUUUUUACUGCAGUGUUUACCUGAAUAAAGUCAAUCUGGUGAGACUGAACAUAGAAAAUGGUCCAUCUUCUGAUUCAUUUGCUGUGUAAUAAAUAUAAUAUUAGUCAUAAUGCAAAAGUCACUUAUUUGAUAUAAAGUUACACUGUAAAAAAAAAAAAAAAAAAAAACUUAAAUGGUGAAAUGCAUGACAGCACAGUGUGCCAAAUGUUUAAAAUAAAAUAUAUUUUAAUGAUCCUUACAACUGAUAUAUGCAGUAAAAAAAAAAAAAAAAAAAGACAUAAAAAAAGAUAAUAAUAACUGCUGCUGCCAAACAAAAACCGUAAAAAUUAAAGUAAAAUAUCCUGAAUUAUGAUCAAACACCUUCACUGUAAAAAACAGAAUCAAAUGACUGUCAACAACGGCUGCCAAACAAAAACCAUAAAAUGAAUGUAAAAUAUCCCAAUUUACAUAGUGCAAAAAAACUUUUACAGAAAUUUGUUACGAUUUAAAAUAAUGACUUUCUAUUAAAAUAUAGGCCUAAUUCAAAAUAUAAUUUAUUCCUGUGAUCAAAGCUGAAUUUUCAGCAUCAUUACUCCAGUCUUUAGUCACAUGAUCCUUCAGAAAUCAUUCUGAUAUGAUGAUUUGAUACUCAGUUAUCGAUGUUGGAAAUAGUUGUAACAGUUUUGGACUUUUGUUAUGUUUUCAUCUAGAUUCUGUCAUGUCUUGUUCAGUUCAUUUGCUCUCAUUAUGUCUCUUGAUUAAUUAACCAUUUGCUCGUGUUUCUGUUCUCCCUGAUUGUGUCCUCCCUUCAUUAGUGCCCUUAUAACAACUCCCUGUUCUGUUCGGUGAUUGUAUGUGUUACUCUCUCUGUGUGUGUGUGUGUGAACUCUUCAUCUUCAUAUCACUUGUUUGGAUUAUCUUCAUCUUUGUGUGCUCUCUUGUAUCUAUGGCAAGCAAGCCGCGUGACAACAGUUGUGCUGCUUAAUAUUUAUUUGGAACCUGUGACACUUUUUUCAGGAUGCAUUGAUUAAUAAAAGUCAAAAUAGAAAUCUUUA